Molecule: messenger RNA, 1905 nt
Organism: Gambusia affinis (western mosquitofish)
Lineage: Eukaryota; Metazoa; Chordata; Actinopteri; Cyprinodontiformes; Poeciliidae
Product: interferon-induced protein 44-like
Exons: 8
Coding region: 110-1522 (470 amino acids)
Molecular function (GO): GTP binding
Source: RefSeq, a predicted model, not a curated record
UAAAAUAAAAGAAGUGGCUUUGUUUGUAGAUAGAGAGACACACAGCAGCUCACUGAGGUUUACCUUUGAAUCUUUUCUUCAGGUGACUUUGUCCAGCCUUUCCUCCAUCAUGUCUGCAGUCACAUCCAGUCUGUCCAAACAUCAGGAAAAUCAUCUGCUGUCCCUCUUCAGCCACGCUCGACUCCACCUCCUUUACAAGGCCAGCAUCCACGGCUUCACUGCAGCUGCCUUCCACGGCCGCUGUGACCAGCAAGGACCCACUGUCAUUGUGGCCUACAACGCCGCAGGGUUGGUCUUUGGGGCUUACACGUCCAAGGACUACGUCCAGAGCGGAGUGGCUGUCAGCGAUGGGGAGGCUUUCCUUUACAGCAUCGGUGGCGAGCGAGACAAACCACUCAGAGUGGGGUGUAUCAGUGGGAAGCAUGCCUUCACAGAUGGAGGCUCCGGUCCAAACUUUGGUGCCUUGGUUUUCUUGCAUGAGGACAAGCCUGCAGUGCAAUCCAAUCCAGGAGACUGCUUCAACUUCCAGGGUGCAGAGAUGCAUGGGAAUGACUUGGCACUAACAGAGUUUGAGGUGUAUCGGGUUGAAGGUCUAGGAGAUCUCCUGGAGAAACCUUGGAGAAACAUCCAGUGGACGUCUGAAAGAAAGCAACAACUGAUGACAAGCAUCCAGAACUAUCUGCCUGAAAUCCAAGCAGUCAAUCAAGCCCGGGUGUUGCUGGUGGGCCCCGUUGGGGCCGGCAAGUCGAGCUUUUUUAACUCCAUCAACUCCGCAUUUCGGGGCAACAUGACAUGCCAAGCCAUCACAGGCACAUCAGGGACAAGUGUGACCACUCAGUAUCGCGCCUACAACAUUAAGGCAGGAAGACGUGGUGGGACUCUUCCUCUGAUCCUCUGUGACACAAUGGGGCUGGAGGAAAACGCUGACUCCGGCUUGAACAUUGACGACGUAGUCAGCAUCUUCAAGGGGCACAUGAAGGACCGCUACCAGUUUAGUAGCUGUUCGUCAAUCCUUGAAGAUUCUCCAGGCUAUCAGAAACACGUGACUCUGAACGACACGAUUCACUGCGUGGCGUACGUCAUCGACACCUGCAAGGUGUCACUCCUCAGCCAGAAAAUGCUGGACAAGCUCACUGCCAUUCGGAAGAAGGCCAACCAACUUGGAAUCCCUCAGAUUUUGUUGAUGACCAAAGUGGAUGAAGCCUGUCCACUAGUGGCAAAGGACUUGAAAAAUGUGUACCGCAGUGUUUACAUCCAGAAGAAGGCCCGCCAGUUGAGUGAUUUCCUGGGCAUUCCUUUGUCCUAUGUGCUGCCAGUGAAAAACUACAGCGAGGAGCUGGAACUGGAUCAGAACACCGACAUACUGCUGUUUAUGGUCUUGGAUCAAAUCCUCAACUACGCAGACAGCUACUUUGAAAACCAGAUUAGAGAGGAUCAGGAUGGAAGCAAUGGACCGGAGCUCUACAGAUCCAUCGAUCCCCGCCGAGUUGUGUCACAACAUGACGAGCCUAAGAUUGUUUGAGAUACACAGUUACACAUGUUACUGUGUUGUGGAAGCGUUUGGUUUGCUUAGGUUCUUACCCAUCAGGAGGGUUCUGAUUGACAGCUGCGCUUGGCAUGAGGGGGGAUUGCUGAAAAGUCAACACAAUGUGAUGGGCUAACUUUGAAAGCUCACAUCUACUGAAUCCUAUUCAAUUGGUAUGGCUCCUUUUUUCUAGACUUUGACUGGAUUAAAUUUAUUUGUCUAGCAAACGUGUAAAGGAAAUGAGCUGAACCAGUUUGCCAAUUUGUCAAUUUCUUUAUGCACAAUUACAAAGUCCAAUAAAACACAUUCCACUGGAGCAGUCAUCCAGAAGCUUUGCUCUACGUACUAUCACAAAAUAAAAAUAAUCUACGCACACUCAA